Molecule: messenger RNA, 345 nt
Organism: Plasmodium malariae
Lineage: Eukaryota; Apicomplexa; Aconoidasida; Haemosporida; Plasmodiidae
Exons: 1
Coding region: 1-345 (114 amino acids)
Source: RefSeq, a predicted model, not a curated record
AUGGAGAAAAAAUACUUACUAGAAGAACUGUAUAUAUUUAUACUUGUGAUGAAACUAGAAGAAUGUAAAAAUGUACAUUAUAUGGAAAAUAGUGUAUCAUAUAUAGAGAAUUCCAUAAAUAAAUCGGAGACGAAAGAAAAUUUAUAUAGAAAAUUACAGAUAAAAAAAAAUACGAUUGGUUUCAUUAUCCACGUUUCAGAAAAUAGUAAAAAUAAGGAUAUUUAUGGUUAUAAAUAUGAAAGUUCCAUUGAUUAUGGAAUAAUAGAUUGGAUAAGAGGUUAUAUAUAUGUAAAUUCCAUAUAUAUAGAGAAUACUACACAAAAAUACUAUAAAAUAUUGGAAUAA